AUGGUGGACAUUACGGACGUCGUGAGCCUUCUCGUCCCGCUGGCGCUGCUCGCCGGGUCCAGCGUCCAGACGGACGUGAGGAGCGUGAAGGAGGCGGACAAGACGGGGAAUUUCAUGGAGGACGACCAGUGGCUGUCCACCAUUUCACAGUACAGCCGCAAGCUCAAGCACUGGAACCGCUUCAGAGACGAGGUUGAGGAUGAUGACGUCCGUACUUGGGAUGAAAAUCAGGGCUCAGAUGACAAUGUAGACACCACCAAGGACCCCUGUCAAAAGGUUAAGUGCAGCCGGCACAAGGUGUGUAUUGCCCAAGGCUACCAAAGAGCUGUGUGCGUCAACCGCAAGAAGCUGGAGCACAGACUGAAGCAGCCCGCCCUCAGGUCUCCUGAUGGAAACUGUCAGCCCUGUCCCAUCUCCUCCUCUGGGCCUGUGUGCGGAUCAGACGGACACAACUACGCCUCAAAGUGUAAGCUGGAGCAGCAGGCAUGUCUUACAGGGAAGGAGCUCGCCCUGAAGUGUGUGGGUCUGUGUCCUUGUCCAACCGCUGCCCCCACGCCCAAUGAAAGUAAACAUGAGAGCUGCACCGGUCAGGACCUGGCCGAUCUCGGGGAGCGUCUCAGGGACUGGUUCCAGCUCCUGCAGAGCAACGCCAAGCAGAACAACAGCAGCAAGCCCGGGGCCAGAGCCACCGCAGUCAUCACCACAUCAGUGCUGGACAGGAGCCUGGGCGCCAGCUGUAAGGACUCCAUAGGCUGGAUGUUUUCCAAGCUGGACACCAACAACGACCUGUACCUGGACCAGGCCGAGCUGGCGGCCAUCAACCUGGACAAGUACGAGGUCUGCAUCCGCCCCUUCUUCAACUCCUGCGACUCCUACAGGGACGGCAAGGUCUCAACCGCUGAGUGGUGCCUCUGCUUCUGGAGGGAGAAGCCGGCCUGCCUGUCUGAACUGGAGAGGAUCCAAGUGCUCGACGGAGGCAAGAGAAAGUUUGGUCGAUUCAUCCCUAGCUGCGACGAAGACGGCUACUACAGGAAGCAGCAGUGUGACAGGGGAGAGUGCUGGUGUGUUGACCAGAACGGAGGAGAAGUCGCCGGAUCUAGGAUUCGUGGGAAGCCAGACUGCGAUAAUGAAAUGGCGUAUUCAGGUGACUUUGGCAGCGGCGUCGGAUGGGAGGAUGAGGAGGAGAAAGGAGCGGAGGAGACUGCAGAGGAGGCUGAAGAGGAAGAGGGGGAGGUGGGAGAGGUGGAUGAUGGGGGAUAUAUCUGGUAA
Molecule: messenger RNA, 1269 nt
Organism: Limanda limanda (common dab)
Lineage: Eukaryota; Metazoa; Chordata; Actinopteri; Pleuronectiformes; Pleuronectidae
Gene: spock2
Product: SPARC (osteonectin), cwcv and kazal like domains proteoglycan 2
Exons: 11
Coding region: 1-1269 (422 amino acids)
Molecular function (GO): calcium ion binding; protein binding
Source: RefSeq, a predicted model, not a curated record